UAGCCAUAUGUUUACUGGUUAUUUAACCCGAAUAGUAAAACAGUUGUUAAGCUUUGAAAGCACCCCUGUGCAAACUGUUCAGCUUGUCUCAUUUUGGAGUGUUUUCGGGACGCGUACUUGCACGACUGCAGAGACUGCCUUUGUUUCAAAAGCGCACAGGAGAUACAUGCACUCACCGAAAGCUAAGCGACAUUGUAGUAACAUGUCGCCUGUUAAAAUAGGCACACACAACGGAACUUUUCAUUGUGAUGAAGUGUUAGCAUGCUUUUUCCUUCGCCAGCUCUCGGAGUACAAGGAUGCUGAAAUAGUUCGCACUCGCGACCCUGAGGUGCUGGGCAAGUGUGAUAUUGUCGUAGACGUUGGAGGAGAGUAUGAUCCAAAGAGACACCGCUACGAUCACCAUCAGAGGUCUUUUGCAGAGACCUUUAACAGCCUGCGUCCAGAGAAGCCAUGGGUGACCAAACUGAGUUCGGCCGGUCUGGUGUACCUGCACUUCGGCCGCCGUGUUCUGGCUCAGCUCACACAGCUGGACGAGCAGGACAAACAGUUGGAUGUCCUGUAUGACAAGCUGUAUGAGAACUUUGUGGAGGAGGUGGAUGCAGUGGACAACGGGAUCUCUCAGUACGAAGGGGAGGCGCGUUACGCCGUGUCCUCCACUCUCAGCGCUCGCGUCAGCUAUCUGAACCCACGCUGGAACAGCAAAAGCCAAGACACUGAGGAGGGUUUCCACAAAGCUCUUGCUCUGGUCGGUGAUGAGUUUAAGGACCGUUUGGACUUCUACCAUACCUCCUGGCUUCCAGCCCGUGCCGUGGUAGAGGGAGCCGUCCAAAUGAGACACCAGGUGGACCCCAGCGGGGAGGUGGUGGUGUUGGCUCAGGGUGGGUGUCCGUGGAAGGAGCACCUGUUUUCUCUGGAGAAGGAGCUGAAGGUGGAGACCCCUAUCAAGUUUGUGCUGUACCCCGACCAGAACGGCCAGUGGAGGGUCCAGUGUGUGCCAGCUGGCCUUAACACCUUCCAGAACAGACUGUCUCUGCUGGAGGAGUGGCGCGGGGUAAGGGACAACGCCCUGUCCCAGCUCAGUGGCAUCCCUGGCUGUAUCUUUGUUCACGCCAGUGGCUUCAUUGGAGGGAAUCUGACCCAGGAGGGGGCACUUGAGAUGGCCAAGAAAACUCUCAAGGCAGCAAGAAACGCUGGAGGAGACCAGGCCAACGGCUGCUGACCUCUCUCUCUCUCUCUCUCUCUCUCUCUCUCUCUCUCUCUCUCUCCCCAUCAGUCUUACUGACAUCCGUACUCGCAUCCUUGCCCGCUGACUUUUGUCUCUU
This is a messenger RNA of Chanos chanos (milkfish), 1322 nucleotides long. RefSeq names its product myg1 exonuclease (gene myg1). NCBI's taxonomy places the organism in Eukaryota, Metazoa, Chordata, Actinopteri, Gonorynchiformes, Chanidae. The coding region runs from base 8 to 1219 and encodes 403 amino acids. Gene Ontology annotation, cellular component: nucleus; cytoplasm. The record is from RefSeq and is a predicted model, not a curated record. The transcript has 7 exons.